Molecule: messenger RNA, 1179 nt
Organism: Dibothriocephalus latus
Lineage: Eukaryota; Metazoa; Platyhelminthes; Cestoda; Diphyllobothriidea; Diphyllobothriidae
Source: the annotation of a GenBank genome assembly
AUGACUGUCCGGUCCGCAUCGAAUUCCCUUCAAAAGGAGCUCACAAGGCAAUUGAUUGCCGUCCUUCGCCUCGGACCUUAUAUCGCCUUUCAGCAGGCUUCAUUCAGCUGUGCGGUACUAGGCUUCUACGAGGGUUCCGUGAUAGCUGACACGCAACUCAAUGUGACCUUCAAUACGGAAGUCGUAGACACCACUAAUACCUCAGCAGGCGAUUUCAUCCAGCAGGUGUCAGAAGGGAUGCAGGCAAAUUCUACAAACGGAACCAGUCCAAUGCCGCAGUUUGUAUAUUCCACGUUGAACGUUACAGCAACUGUUACUACUGCUACUACCGACAAAAUGACAACCACGACAGAAGCCAGCACGACAUGGCAGUCAUCAAUCGCUGCGGUUAUAACUCCCACCGGCGUCCCCAGUUCGUAUGCAAGCAGUACGGAGAAGACGAUGACUACCAUGACAGAGGAGGAGGAGGAGGAGGAGGAGGCGAGCGAGGAGGAGGAGGAGGAGGAGGAGGAGGCGAGCGCCACCUCGGUUCCAUUUGCAACCACCAGCACUCCUACCCGCCCUGUCACCUCCGAUACCACGACAGAUAUUUUUACUAGUUCUGACGAGAUGACGACUAGUCCGAUGACAGAUGCAAGCAGCACCACGGCAUAUGAACAGACUUCAACCGCUACUACUGCAGCUACGUCUGCCAAUACGCCUAUCACCUCAAUUGGCGUCCAUAGUUCGUAUUCAACCACUACGGAGACGACGACUACGAUGACAGAGGAUAAGGCGAGCGCCACCUCGGUUCCAUAUGCAACCACCAGCACUCCUGCCCGCCCUGUCACCGCAGAUACCACGACAGAUAUUGCAAUUGGUGAUGACAACAUCACGACGAUUAUAAUAACUACUAAUACAAAGACCAUGACCACUACUGUGACCACAGCAAUGACUGUAACACCCGCGGCUACGUCUGACGCUACGCCUAUCAUUUCCGCUGCCGACCCUAGUUCAUAUGCAAGCAUUACGGCAGAGAUGACUACCAUGACCGAGGAGGCCAGCGCCAUCUGGCAACCAUCUGCUACCACCAGCACGCCUUCACUCCAUGUUUCCUCCGAUACUACUACCACAGCUACAACUCCUGCUGUUAGUACUGACGAGAUGACCACUACUAUUAUGACCGAUGCAAGCAGCACC